GGUGCAGACGCAGGAGAGCAGCGGCCGGAGCGACCCGGCGGCCCGAGCGCGCUGGGGCAUGGCCGUCAAUGUGUAUUCCACAUCCGUGACCAGCGAGAACCUGAGUCGCCAUGACAUGCUGGCCUGGGUCAACGACUCCCUGCACCUCAACUACACCAAGAUCGAACAGCUCUGCUCAGGUGCUGCCUACUGCCAGUUCAUGGACAUGCUGUUCCCGGGCUGCGUGCACCUGCGGAAGGUGAAGUUCCAGGCCAAGCUGGAGCACGAAUUCAUCCACAACUUCAAGGUGCUGCAGGCCGCCUUCAAGAAGAUGGGGGUGGACAAGAUCAUCGCGGUGGAGAAGCUGGUGAAAGGGAAGUUCCAGGAUAACUUUGAGUUUAUUCAGUGGUUUAAGAAAUUCUUCGAUGCCAACUACGACGGGAAGGACUACAACCCGCUGCUGGCGCGGCAAGGGCAGGAGGUGGCACCGUCUCCAAACCCAGGUGAUCAGAACUUCAACAAACCCAAGAAACCCAUUGGCACUGCAGCCCCCCAGAGAACCUCCCCCACAACCCCGAAGACGAUGCCGGUGCCAACCCGAGUGACCAGCGUCAUCCCCAGCAACAUCACCCGGAAAAACCCGCCUGCUGCCCGCAAUGGGGGCAGUGAGGCCGACACCCAGAUCCUGGAGCUCAACCAGCAGCUCCUGGACCUGAAGCUGACAGUGGACGGGCUGGAGAAGGAGCGCGAUUUCUACUUCAGCAAACUGCGGGACAUCGAGCUGAUCUGCCAGGAGCACGAGAGCGAGAACAGCCCCGUCAUCUCUGGCAUCAUCGGCAUCCUGUAUGCCACCGAGGAAGGCUUUGCGCCUCCGGAGGAUGAGGAGGUGGAGGACCAGCAGCCGGAGGACCAGGACGAAUACUAGCUCUGAGCCCUCCUGCAUCCCGUGACGCCGCCCGGCCAUGCUCGUCCUGACAUAGACACUGGAGGGUUUGUGGGUACAGCCGCGGCCUGCACUAUCACACAUUAUAAC
Molecule: messenger RNA, 1012 nt
Organism: Emys orbicularis (European pond turtle)
Lineage: Eukaryota; Metazoa; Chordata; Testudines; Emydidae
Gene: MAPRE3
Product: microtubule associated protein RP/EB family member 3
Exons: 7
Coding region: 59-904 (281 amino acids)
Biological process (GO): spindle assembly; protein localization to microtubule; regulation of microtubule polymerization or depolymerization
Cellular component (GO): microtubule organizing center; microtubule plus-end; spindle midzone
Molecular function (GO): microtubule plus-end binding
Source: RefSeq, a predicted model, not a curated record